AUGGCGUGGUACUCGAUCCUUCCACAGGAGCUCACUCACCUGGAGAGCUGGGCCGCUCGCGUUUUCUUCGUCCUCGGUCUAAUCACCAUCGGCCCCUGGGCGUUCCUUAUCCUUCUCGAUGCAGCUAUAUGGCUAUAUCGCAUGAUUCUCUGGGAUUUCCCCUGGAUUGGUGGACGCGCACGGGGCCAACAACGUCCUCGCGCACCGAGCUUGAAUGAACGGCCGGAUGGACAACGGAGGGCGUUCGGAUUGCGCGGGGUGGAGACCGAUACUGGUGCGAGUGAUGGUAGCCAGAGCGCAAUCGAAAAUCUUGACCCAUCAGAACUGAUUCCAAUGGACAAAACAUACAAAGACCGCCUAGCCCUCCGCAAAUCAAUCCUCAAUCAACACCACGACAUAGUAGUGGCAGUCAACGACAAACCGCAAACCCAAGAUCCACGCACUCACACCGCCGUCAGCGAACUGUACACUUUCAUCCUAGGCAAAUACCUACCAACGCGCUACCCAAGCAUGUUCAAACUAAGGAGCAGCAACUCGAACCCUCUCCUCGAAAACCUAGUAACAGGCGCAAUCCAUCCAACAACCCUAUCACAAAGCACACCAACAAUCGAAGCUCUAGAAAUUCUAACACAAACCGUCGACGAAGAGUUCCUAAUCCUAUUACCAGAACUCUCACCUGAGAGUAAUGAACAGCCAAAGUAUAUCCUACAAGCCUAUGCAGCCUGUUUCCCAUCUGGAUUCAAUACACGCGAAAAACUCGGUCUGCGACUGGCUGAUAUCCAUAAACCAGUUCCCGGGUAUAAAGAGAAGAUCGAGCGCAGUAUGGAUCGGUUCUUCGCGCGAAUUGAGGUUGGGAGGUUUGUUCGGCGGGUUAAUUGGAGUGUUACUAUUGCUACGGAUUUGUUUGCUGCUUUUGGUGGGACGCACGCUGUGGUUGGGAAGAAGGAGGCUGCUAUUGAGCCUGGGAAAUUGAAUGUCGAUGAGACCGUUCUUCGGUGUGAACGGCAAACUUUGCAUCGGAUGCCUGUGUCUGAGGCGCUUGUCUUUGCCUUUCAUACUUAUACGUAUCCGAUUAGGCAGAUUAGGGAUGAAGGUCUCGGGGAGGAUAUGGCAGUUGCAGUUGAUGGUUUGCGGAAGGGUAAUGUGCCUGAAAUGCAUAUCUAUAAGAAGGGUGAUGUGUGGGGGGAAGCAUUGAAGGAAUACUUGAGAUCUUAG
Penicillium arizonense is the source of this 1215-nucleotide messenger RNA. Its product is annotated as heme-dependent oxidative N-demethylase family protein. The transcript has 4 exons. Lineage: Eukaryota; Fungi; Ascomycota; Eurotiomycetes; Eurotiales; Aspergillaceae. Bases 1 to 1215 code for a protein of 404 amino acids. The record is from RefSeq and is a predicted model, not a curated record.